UAUAUUCACGGACUAUAGAGCUUUAAUAAUUUAUUUACCUAUUUUAUGGAUCUAAAGUGCAGUGGCCCAAAUUGUGCCAACACCCCUACUUCCUACAUUCCUGCUCUGAGUACCUUCCUAUGUCCGAAGUGUGCUUUGGAGAUAUCUUGCAGACACGUGUGUAAGCCUUUGCCUGAUGUUAAGUCAGCUGAGCACUCUCUCAGAUUCGCAAAGUAUUUAAUCAACAAGAUAAAUGAGGCUUGCGGUGCUUUCAACGUUACUUCGCUAUUCUCUGAUGCCAAAACUCAGCUUGUAAAAUUUAAUCAGGAAUACAAUAAGCUAUUCUCUCAGAACACAACUGUAGUUGCCAAUGCGUUGAAAUCUGAAGGAAACGAACUUUUUUUAGCCCAGCAUACAGAAGAGUGUCAGGAACUUGUGAAAACAAUCACUGCUUCUGAAGUCAAUCAAAUUUGCAGAGACCUCAAGGAGUCGAGGGAGUUCAACUCCACUGCUGAAGAGGAGAAGGAGAUGGAAUCACUCAAGGAAAAGGUCUCCCAAGGAAUCAGCUCUAAAUCAGCUGGGAAUAUCUCUAAGAUGAAAAAGGAAGAUAUGGCAAAUAUGCUAAGAGCGCAGCAUAGAAUCAUGGGAGAGCAAGCUUCAAAGAUAGCUGAGUUGACCCAAUCAGUGAGGCAAGCCAAAAAGGAGACCUUAGAAACUAAGCAAGAAGUCUUAGAAGCUCAUAGCAUGAUCCAAGCUCUUGCUGCCACAGGCAAAAAGCUCAAAUCAAAGCUAAAGACUGGAGAUGAUAAAAAUGUGGCCAAUUUGAAGGAUAUUCAAAAGAGUCAAAAUAAAGUUACAAAUCUCAGACAAAAACUCGAAGAAUCUGCUCAUUCUGAUCAAAUGCUUGAGGAGGACAAGCUUGAAGAGGCACCUGUUUGAACUAAGACCCAGCAAGAAAGAAUUGAUGACUUCAAAAAGGUCCAUUAUGAGGUUCUUGGAAAAGAAAUAGACAUUAAUGAUUCUUCUGUACUCACUAUCCACGUUAGCAGUCAAGGAGAGCUAAUCAAAAAGACUAGAAAGCUGCCAAAUAUUGAGCACUUACAACUUCUGAAUGUUUGGAACAACCAAAGCUCGAGUGAUCUCAACAAAUACCUGAGAAGCAGUAUCCCAGAUAAGCUGAACCAAUUUGAGUUCAACUUCAACAAUAACGGGGCUGGAAACAUUCAUUACAAGACUUAUCAUAAAAGCUUGCUGAGGGCGAUCAGAAAAGUACGCCAAAAUUUAAACUUUGGUCAAUGUAAGAUUAUGAAAAAUGAAUUUGAAGAAAUCAUGAUUGCUGCCAAGCACUGCAAAUCCAUAAGAUUCUUCAGAUGCUCUAUCAUCACUAACUCUGAGUGUGACUUUGGAGACAAACUUGCAGAUGCUACAUUUUCUGAGAUAAACUUUGAAUUAACUGGAUGCGAUGCAACCUCUAAUUGGAAAGGGAAUCCUGAUUUCUUUAGUAAUAUUUUCACAGGAAUUGCUAAAUGUUCACCUGCUGCUAAAACAAACCUGCUGUUUGUCAAUAUUAAUGCUUGUCAAUACGAUGUAAAUGAAGCAAGAAGGAUCCUUAGAGAGCUUGGAUUCAAAAAUGCGCUUGUCACUCUUUAA
Moneuplotes crassus is the source of this 1629-nucleotide messenger RNA. The record is from the annotation of a GenBank genome assembly. NCBI's taxonomy places the organism in Eukaryota, Ciliophora, Spirotrichea, Euplotida, Euplotidae.